Messenger RNA from Eurytemora carolleeae, 1374 nucleotides. RefSeq names its product glutamate receptor U1. NCBI's taxonomy places the organism in Eukaryota, Metazoa, Arthropoda, Copepoda, Calanoida, Temoridae. The record is from RefSeq and is a predicted model, not a curated record. Gene Ontology annotation, cellular component: membrane. The transcript has 19 exons. Bases 1 to 1356 code for a protein of 451 amino acids. Gene Ontology annotation, molecular function: glutamate-gated receptor activity.
AUGUCAAUUUUGAAUUAUUGGAAAUCUUUAAGUAAUGAGAAGGAGAAAUCAGAUUUCAUGGUCACGAAACAUAUUACAGUUGGAUCUGUAGUAGACGUGGAUCCAAUCCAUCUGACGGAGAAGAAAAAUGGAAUGCGAAUUUACAAAUUUGGCGUUCUGAAAGAAAUUUUUGACGCAUUUUCCAGUACAUAUAACAUGAGCUACAAUAUUAUCCCCACCCUUGAUGAUAGUUAUGGUGUGGAUGUUGGAAAUGGAUCAUUUUCAGGGGUCAUUGGUAUGGUUCAGAGGAAAGAGGUCGAUGUUGGGGGAGGGAUAUUUUCUAGAAUGGAAGAACGUCAAAAGGUUGUCGACUUCAGUGCUGCAAUAGGAGUUGAAGCUAUGAAUAUCAUGUGGGUCAACGUUGAUCUGGCAGAUACAGAUUACAUCAUUGCUCCGUUCACAAACAUUGUCUGGUUGUAUGUACUCAUCGCAGCUUUUCUAAUGGGACCUAUCAUGUAUAUCAUGAUCAACUGUUUUGAACGCAAUGUUCUUCUUGACACUCCUCCCCAGUAUAUAGGUUUGAUGAACUACUACUGGUUUCUCUAUGGUGCUCUGGUAAAGCAAGGCUCCUCGAUAGUGCCCUCUACCGAUGUAAUGCGAAUAUUAUUUCUAACCUGGUGGAUUUAUAUAACAUUUUUAACAGCUGAGUAUACUGCUCAGCUUACCGCUAACCUUACCAAAAACAACAGAACACUACCUAUUCACCAUCUUCAAGAUAUGUCCUCUGAUCCUAGCUUUAAGUGGGCAACCCCAGGCAAUGGGUCCUUCCAAACUAUGAUAGAUAGUUGGCCUGAUUUUGUAAAUUUGAAAAAUGAUAUUAUAUCUGGCAAAGGGAGAUACAUUGGUUCAGCGGAUUAUAAAAAAGAGGGUAAAAGAGAGGGGAGCUCUGCCUGCACCUAUUCUCAGCUAAAUAAGUACACUUUUGGAAAGGUUUCACUUGGAUUGAUAUUUCCUAAAGAGAGUAGACAACUACAGGAAAUGUUUAACAAAGUUCUUCAGAAACUUCUACAAUCAGGUCUUAUAGAACACUCAACGGAUGUUACCUCACCCAACAUUGACUUGGAAUCUGCCUGCAAGGAGGUUGUUGGAAUGGAGCCGAAAAAGAUAUUUCUUUACGAGGUGUCGAUGACAUUUCAAAUGAUGCUCGGAGGGGGGAUAGUAGCGGCCAUAGUGUUUGGACUUGAAAUUUUAUGUUUACCACUAUGGGAAGAAAUUAAGUUGCAGAUGAAAGGUUGUAAAAGAUUUAUGAGAGAAGAAAAAAGAAGAAGACGAAGAUUAAAUAAGAUACAUGUACAUUUGGUUCAACAUAAAAUAUAAAUUUAAGAAAAUAUGUAA